AUGUAUCACCAUGACCUCCUGUUUUUCUUUUUGUCAGCAGGAUCUGUUUUUACCCUAAAAGUUCAAGUACAUGACAUCAUCAGCCAUCAGUACCUGCGCCAAGCGGUGGUGGAGGUGUUUGUCAACUACACCCUGACAAAUUCUACUCUCACUGGGAACAAUGGAGCAGUGCUGAUAAAAGUCCCCUACAAACUGGGAUUAAGCUUAACUAUUGUCUCAUACAAGGAUGGCUACCUGCUGACACCUUUGCCUUGGAAGACUGCGAGGAUGCCAAUCUACUCAUCCGUGACGCUCUCAUUAUUCCCACAAAGUCAAGCUAAUAUAUGGCUGUUUGAAGAUACUGUCUUAAUUACUGGAAAACUGUCUGAUGCCAAAUCUCAACCGAGUGUUCAGUUUCCAAAAUCUUUAAUGAAGCUUCCAACAAAUCACAUUGCAAAUGUUACGGCCUAUCUGACAGUGCCAGAGCAAUUUUUGAAAGUGGACAGCUUUCUCUAUACAACAGGAAUUAUUCUAAAUAAAUCAGGUUUCAAAAGCAUGGAAUUAACUCCUCUUACUGCCAUAUGUGUAAAUGUUCUGUUGGCUGGGAAAGAACUGAACAUAAAGGGUCCCAUUCAGGUUACACUUCCUCUUCCCACAACUGCUGUAAAAUCAGGAGAUGCUGUACCUGCCUGGACAUUUGAUAUGAAAAUUGGUGCUUGGGUGAACCGUGGGCUAGGAGUGGUGAAGGAGGCGGAUGGCCAGUUAGUAUGGACAUACACUGCUCAGCACCUGGGCUACUGGAUUGCAGCUCCACUGCCUGGAGCAAGAGAAUCCAUUAUUAGUGCUGUUUCCAAGGACAUAACAGCCUAUCACACCGUGUUCCUUACGGCCAUACUGGGAGGAACUGUUGUCAUUAUCAUUGGAUUUUUUGCUGUUCUUCUUUGUUACUGCAGGGAUAAAUGUCGUCAGACACAGAAGAAGGAAAAAAACUCAACCAAGCUGGAGGUCAUUAAAAAAGACCAGACAACAUCAACAACUCACAUAAAUCACAUCAGUGCUGUCAAAGGGACUUUAAAGCUGGAGGAUAAGUCACAGUUAUAUGCACCUAAGAUUUCUUCAUACAGUCCUCAAAGGAGGCUGUCCAUGGACACAGAAGAUGGAAAAUCACAGGACAAUUUUAAAAUCUACCCAGAGGAUGCUUCUUAUCAGUCAUCCUGUCAGACUGGUCAGGCAGGAAAUUCAGCCCAUUCAGUGGAGCCUAGUGCUGGAGUGAGGCUUUUACAGCAGCCAAAGCACAGUAACAGUACUCUUUCCCAGGCUCCCAGGGACAUUCCAGACCAAAACAGGUACCUUUCACUGAAAGAGGAGAUGUAUGGGCUUUCCCAUAUCCCAGAACAUCUAAUGCAUAUUUACAAUCAGCCUAUUGCUAUUCUUCAAACCUCAGACCUUUUCCACUCCCCAGAACAACUGCAUCCUGCUAAAUCAGCAACUUUGCCGAGGAAAGGGCAGCUGGUGUACGGCCCCAUGAUGGAGCCCGUGAAUAGGGACAGUUACAUGCAAACACUCCCCAAAAUGCCAGUGCACUCUCAUCCCCAGCCUUCUGCCUGCAGAGAUGAGAGCAGUGCCCUGGAUGGUGAAGAGGGCUUGCCUUCCCAAGCAUCCAACUGGGGCAGGUACACCAACAGCUUGCUGGAAUCUGUCUCUGUUCCUGGGACACUGAAUGAGGCAGUGGUAAUGACUCCCUUUUCAUCUGAACUUCAAGGGAUUUCAGAGCAAACACUGCUGGAGCUCUCUAAAGGAAAACCAUCUCCGCAUCCUCGAGCGUGGUUUGUGUCCUUGGAUGGGAAGCCAAUUGCUCAAGUGAGGCAUUCUUUCAUAGAUCUGAAAAAGGGCAAAAAAACUGAGAGUAAUGAUACCAGUCUGGACUCUGGUGUGGACAUGAAUGAGCAUCAUCCUAACAGAAAACUGGAGAGAGAGAAAACUUUCAUUAAAAGUAUGCCACAUUCUAAGAUUCUUUACUUGGAAGAUCUGGAUCUGAGUAGCAGUGAAAGUGGGACCACUGUUUGCACUCCAGAGGACCAGGCUGUGAGACACAUUAUGGAAGGAGGGAACGGGCCAGUCCUAGAACAACAUAAUGAGGAAGGUCUAAGGAAAAAAUCUCUGCCAGGAAGUCAUGAAUCUGGUAUCCCUUCUGCUAAAAAAAGGGAUAGACCACCUCUCAUGAAAAGAGAUAGCAAAACCAAUAUCUGGAAGAAAAGAGAGGAGAGGCCGCUUAUUCCUAUAAAUUAAAACACAAUGUGCUUUGUGCUGUUGCUCUCCCUGCUGGUUGUUGAUCUCUUGCCUGCUUCUGUAAUUCUGCAGUGUUGGGUUUACAAGGGAAAUGUUGUUUUCUAGUAUCAAGAAAAGUUUCAUUUUUUAACAUAUAGAUUGAGUUACCAAACUUCAGCUGGGCAACUGAUGUUCCAUGUGAAUUGAAAACAGGGAAAUGCUACUAUUAAACUUUUCCAGUUCCUAAUUUUACUGGCAGUAUGAGGAAGGCCCACAUUUUACUUAGCCUGUCAUUCUUGGACACACCUUUGGGAAUGCACAGUGAGAAAUGUAGGCACAUGGUUUAAUUGUUUUGUACUUGUUGCUAAUGCAAUGGUAGCCUAGUUAAAGCCAUUCCUAGCCUUGUUCCUAACCAACGUGACCAUCUGUACAGUAUUUUAUAUGUGAACUUUUCUAGCUGUCUGUUACUACUCCUUUGUACAAUGUGAAAUGUUUCAUCCGUUGGUCCCACGACACCAGCAGAUGAGCUGUGCUGGAUUUAUCAGCAGAGCUCUAUAGCAUUACUGCCCUCCCUGUGUGCCCAUCCAUGUGCAAUUCCAUACAACACUGGGGGAAGUGUACAAGUGUGGCCACUGCAGUUCAUGGUCCCCACUACCUUAAGGUGUUGCCCAUCUGUUUUGUGAAGAUCUGCUUUGCAGAAAAGGACUGGUUCUGGUAGCAUUUGGAGCUGCAGCUACUCCUGAUCCCAGUGUCUUGUUUGGCUUCUUUGUCAGUGAACAUCUUCUCUAUGCUGUUGGGCCAGCUGUGCUCCAGAAUAUAGCCUUGAAUCUCUGCCUAUUUAUAAGUGAGAGUUUGGCCCAUGAUGAAGAAGUGUGCAGGAUUAGACAAAUGAAGCCUUGGAAAGAGUUUCUUGAGCAGGAAAGCUUGGCACUGUUGCUUUUUAUUUUAUGUUUAAAACAAUGGGAGAUCAUUUGAGGUUUAUGUGCCUACAUUUUGCCAGCCUGAGCUGCUUUUGUCUAGGUUUGCAGAGGAGUUAAACAGGCUUUAAAAGUUGGGGGGGAGGGUUAUGAGCAUGAGACAGCAGAUUGCAAAAAUUUGGUCUAUAAUGCAAUAUAAAUACUAUUUAUGACUCAUCUUAGAGUUAAAUUUACCAAAAGUCAUGAAUGCAUGAAUUGUAACUAAGAUAUAUAUAGAGGAAGGAAAGGCCAUCAGAAUAUUCUUUAAUUUUAAUGUUCAUCUUGUCAAAGUGAUCAUUUCAACUUUGGCUAACAGAAAAAUGGAUGCAUCUCUUAAUGUGCUUCAUAUAGUGAACAGAAUGUGUUUCUGUGGCUUUGAGGCUGUUUCCCUGGUGAAAUAAGUUCCAGCAUUUUGGCUUUGGCAGUUUGAUUAUAAAUCAUCCUAAAAAGGCUUUAUAAAUAUUUCCCUUAGAGCUUGGUUAAGGGUCUGUACCAAGAUCCAAACAUACAAUGCCUGUAUUUGAAUCGUGAGGUGAGUGGUGCUUGGUUGUCUGCCCUGUAGUGCACUCAAGAGUUGGGAAGUAUCCUAUGCAGCUGGGCUUCUGGGAAUAUUUACUCAGGAAAUAUUACUGUGAAAUAUGUCUGUGGUGUUGGGAUUGUCAGUUGUCUGUUGGUGUUUCUAGAAGAAUAUGGAAGGUAACCAGGAUGGUACCAGCAAUGCAUCAGUGCAAAGCGAGCAUUUGCUUCAUGAACAAAAUGUUCCUAUUGAAUUCACAAGUAUGGAAGUGCAAAUUAAGUCUGAGAUAGGUGUGUGUGUGGUGGGUUGGCCUUGGUUGGAUGCCAGGUGCCCAUCAAGCUGCUCUAUUGCUCCCCUUUCCCAGUUGGGCAGGGGAGAGAAAAUAGAUGGAAAGCAACUCCUGGAUUGAGAUAAAGCAGUUUGCUAAGGCAAAAGCAAAAAUUUGCAUGUGCAUAAAGAGAUGAAAAAUAGGUUUAGGUUUGUUCUCUACUUCUCAUCAGCAAGUAAUGUGUGGCUGCUUCUUGGGAAGCAGGGCUUCAAGACUUGCAGUGGUUGCUCCAGAAGGCAAACCUUGUAAUAACAAAUACCCCCACUUCCUCCUCCUUUCCAUAGCUUUUAUAUCUGAGCUGAUGUCACAUGGUAUGGAAUAUCCAUCCCCUUGGUUAAUUUGGGUCAGCUGGCUCAGAUGUGUCCCUUGCCCACCCCCAGCCUGCUGGUUGGCAGGGAAUGUUGAGAGUCAGCAGUGAUGCUGUGCCAGCCCUGCCCAGCAGUGGCCAAAACACUGGUGUGUUAUCAGCACCUUUCCAGCUCCCAAGGCAAAGCCCAGUGCUGCUAUGGGGAAUGAACUCCAGCUCAGCCACACCCAGUAUCCAUGGGCAUCACCAUCACAGGUGGGAAUCUCAGCUCUCAUGCCUGGAGCACCUCCUCCUCCUCCUUUAGCACUGACCUUGGUGUCUGCAGAGUUGUUCCUCUCACAUGUUCUCACCCUGCUCUUCUCUGGCCACAAUUACACCUGCACAACAACUCCUUUUCCUUCUCAAAUCUGGUAUCACAGAAAUGUCACCAUCAUUUCUGACUGGCCCAGCCUUGGUCAGCAGCAGCUCUGUCCUGGAGCUGCUGGCAUUGGCUCUGCUGGACAUCAGGGAAGCUUCUGACAGCUUCUCAUCCCUGUAGACCUCUCCUACCCCCACUAACAAAACACAUGGUGAAGCAACUGUCCCCCUGCAACCCCUGGAGUGCAGAUAUCCACCUGCAGCCUUUGGAGUAUGCCUCAACAUGGGAAACCUCUGCUGCAGCAAGCUCCUGGCAGGAGCUGUGAGAAGAGGAGCCCAUGCUGCAGCAGGUAUCCUGGAAGUACUGGUGGGGGACUCACACUGGAGGCAGGCUGUGCCUGAAGGACUGCACCCUGUGGAAGAGUGAGUGAGCCAUGUUGGAGCAGUUUGUGGAGAACUGUUGCCCUUGAGAAGGACUCAAGUUGGAGAAGUUCAUGGAGAGCAGCCUCCUGUGGGAGGGACCCUGUGCUGGAGCAGGGGAAGGACUUCUGUCCUUGAGCAGUGGCAGAAACCACUUGUGAUGGACUCACCCAUUCCUGUCUCAGAAACCACAUGUGGUGGACUGACCCAUUCCUAUCCCCAGAAACCACACGUGGUGGACUGACCCAUUCCUGUCCCAGAAACCACACGUGGUGGACUGAACCCAUUCCUGUCCCAGAAACCACACGUGGUGGACUGACCCAUUCCUAUCCCCAGAAACCACACAGGGUGAACUGACCCAUCCCUGUCUGCCUGUGUCGCUGUGGGGAGGAAGUUGAGCUGGGAAAGAGGGAGGGGUAGAGGGAAGGUGUUUCUAAGAUUUAUUUCCCUGGUCAUUCUUCUGCUCUGGUUUUGUCAGUAAUAAAUUCAGUUAAUAUCCCCAAGGUGAGUGAGUCUGUUCUGCCUGUGACAGUAUUCAGUGAGUGAUCUCUCCCAGGCCUUACCUCAAUUCAGGAACCUUUCAUUGGAUUUUCUCUCCUCUGUCCACUUUUGGUAAGAGUGGCUUUGGUGGGUGCCUGGCAUCUAGCCAGGGCCAAACCACUACAGUGUGUAUAUAAGUCUGUAAUUAAAUUGGCCUCAAGAAAAAAGAGGUUUAAUUCAUCUGUUUCAGAUGUGAACAUGGCUUGUCAUAUCAGCAUGCCUUUGGUUCUCUUUCUAGGUAACAUGAAUUUUGUUGUCCAAUACCAAAUACUUUUUCACAAGAACUUUUUGUUUUUUUAACGUACAGUUGUACUGGAUUUUUUAAUAUGACUUUCUAGGCCCAGAUAUUGAUCACAUCAUCCUUUGCUUUGUUGUAUACAUUAGUAGGAAUCAAUUUAUAUAUGCACAUUUCUUCUGAAAGCUGCCCUUGAGGUUCAAUAUUGCCCUGUUUGCAGAGUUGCAUUGGUUCUGAUGGCUCCCUCUUCAACAAGAGAUUAUUAUACAUUCUGUUGAACAUAAUAGAAAAUCCCUGACAAGCUAAUGGUUUUGAGGAAUUCAUAUCAGGUUCAUAUGUCUUUACUUGAAAUUUUGUUCACCUACAGUAAUAUUUCAGAUUUUUUAAAUGCAUUUUUCAUUGUAUAUACCAAAAAGACCUAAUUUCUCAAACUUACUUGUAUCAUUAAAAAUACAGACUACUAUAAAUGGCUUUAUUUAUGUGACUUCAAAGGAAACAAGUUUGGCACUCCAUUGUUCUCAUUCUCUGACAGAGUAGGUGUCUGGCUGUUAAAGAAAAAGGAUUAGAAAUCCAACUUUAAAAUUAUUAAGAAUUAAAUUCAUACAGAAUAUUUCCAAAUAUAUCAGUCUUCACAUUCCAGCUGUAUGUUGGAAUUUAUGCUCUGGAAAAACCUGUAUUGCCUGCUAGAGAUUAGGAUUCUUUUUGGCUUUAGAUCAUUAAAAGAAGGAAUUUGACUAUGCUGAGCUCUAAAGAUUUUAAUUCCACAAAACAUUCUAUGUGAUGUGUAACAUGUGGAGAAGACAGAAUGUCACAGUGAAGUAUCACAGACUUAUGGUUUUCUCUAUUUCUCUAUAUGAUUUCAGCAUAUGAAUUUAUAGGAGUCCCUGAAUUUAUUUUUUAAGAUUUUUUUUUCUGUUGGCUCUUUGUGGCAUUAACAGACUGUUAAAAUGCUGGUGCCAGAAUUAGGCCUAUACAAAAAUUAGCAAGGAUUUGUGGCACACAGCUCUUGGAAAGGCUGGGGAAACAUUCAGAGGGUUUUACUUCUUUGAAUCUGCAGGUUGCUUACCUUGAGAAUAAGAAGGGAGAAAUAUCUGUGAGGACACAGGAGAGGGGAAUGAAUAAGGAAAAUUGGAAAGGAUACAGCUUCUUUCUGAUGCUAGUUUGCAAACUGAUAUGUGUUUGGGCUUUGGUGGAAUCAAUUCUUUCUGAAGAACACAAAUGUUUGCAACACUUAUGUCUCAGUUCUUCACAAGGCACUCCUUGAGCUGGCAGCUUUUGCAAGAAAAGCCCUUAUUUAUGUACAUAUAGUUUUAAGUGCAAGCUCAUUGACAGUAAUUUUUAGAUUGUUACCAAAUGCUAGAUGAAAAAAAAAAAGAUGGGGGAAUUGCUUAAAAAUCGCAUUUGAUCAAGAGAAAAAAAGUCCUUCUAGUGCAAUCAGAAAAUAGAGCUCUGGUAUUACAAACCUGAAAGUAAAAAUUAUGUUUUGAUUAGGGACAUUAUUUGCCACCAUAAAGCUAGAGGUGACACACCAAAAAUAAUCCAGGAUGUAGGAAUGUUUAGUUGUCUCCUUUGUUUUUAUGCAGUGAUUUGUACCAAAGAGGAUGAAAUGAACUGGCACCAGUAUAAAUUCUUGUUAGUUAAAAAGUGACAAAGUUUCACAACACUUCUGAUCAAACACUGUGCAGAUGAAAAGGCAGUGCACUACAUCUGUUGUCUAGUGCUUUACAUUAGGAAAAUCUGGAGAUAAAUUAGCCUGCUGAAGUGCCUUUCUCUUUCAUCAGACUUAUUUUAUCAGUGGGACAUCUGACUAUCUGAAAAGCACAUUAUGGUUUUAUUUUCUGUUAGCCAAAACCCCCUGAAUUCAUACAAUUAUGUAGCCUUUAUAAUAUUUUAAGAGGCAGAUCUAGUGCUUUUUAUGUUGGAAUACUGACUUCUGCAUGUUGAUGAUGAUGGUAGUUGUUGUAAAACCUAGUUUUGAUUUUUUUGUUUGAAAAGAAAUUAAAAAAAUAUAUCUUUAGCAAUCUGAACAGUAGUGUCUUUAAAAAAUGCUCAUAUGGGAUCUGAUUCAACUUUGUGUGUCAAGUGCAAGCAUCUUAAGUCACUGGAUUUACAGGUAUGAAACUGACUGGGAUAUUAACUUAAAAAAAAUGAAAUUAACAUAUGUUUAUAUAUAAACACUUACAAUGAUAAAAGUUCUUUUUUCAGCUGCUAACUUUGCUUGUCAGUAGCAGCAGAAAUUGUAUGGAGAUUGGUACGUAAUUCUUAUUUUCUAGAACCAAUUUUUAUCUCAAUUUGGAGCCUAACUUGCAUUGGUUUUUAAUAGCUUUUUAUUUUUUUUUAAAUUCAGUGGUACUAUGAAAACACAGUACUAUGCCUACAGAGCUAAAGAUGAGCAUUCUUUUCUAGUAAUUUGUACUAAUUUGUGCCACACUUCUAACAGUAGGCAGCUACAUUUGUGUUAAAGAGUUUAUAUGAAAGGUGAUUUAAAUGACUUGAAUCUGAGCUUCGUUUCCUUUCAAAAGCAGUAUUCAUUGUGUUCUGAAAAAAUAAAAAGCUUCAGCUUUUUUUAAGACUGACAGGGCAAACCUCUGUCAUUUCUUGUUUUGCUAGCACCCUCAGCCUGAAAACUGUUUUACCAAAUGAAUAUUUUCAGUCAGUUUUAGGACUUACUGAACAUUCCUAUAUUACCCCUCCCCAAAACAUCCUGGUACUUUAUUCCCUAGGUAAUGGAUUUAGUUCCUUUGAAGCACUCAUUGCACUUCAGUCCACGUUAGAACAGUACUAUUUUUACAUGUCACUGUGUAGAAAGGCAGUUUUUAGUGCUCAUUAGAGCAUGUUACUCGUGCAAAGCCUGGCUCUGGGGGUUGCAAGGCAGGUGAACUCAUGGCCCUGACUGUGCUCACCACCUUGAAUUCUGGAGCCUCACAUUCAACAAACGCUUCAUGACCUCAGCAAUUAUUUUCAAAAACUCUCUAGUAUGGAUAUUGUUUAUGUAAAACAUUCUUGAUAUUCGGCAUCCUGGUUUUAAGUAUUUCUACCUUUUUAUAUUUUGUCAGAGGUGUCUUUUCAUCUCUGUAUUUACUACAGUAUCAGUGUAUCUGUUGCUGAAAAUGUAACUAAGGUUUGUAAAAUGUUACAGCUUAUGCAAUAUAAUAAAAAUUUGAAAAAGUUA
Molecule: messenger RNA, 9079 nt
Organism: Agelaius phoeniceus (red-winged blackbird)
Lineage: Eukaryota; Metazoa; Chordata; Aves; Passeriformes; Icteridae
Source: RefSeq, a predicted model, not a curated record